CGUUUCCGCGCGCCCAGCAAAGCGGGGACAGGGCGAAAAAUCCAGCGAAAGCCAGACUGAGCUUCCUGACCCCAAAGAGCUUCGUAGGGGAAGUUAUCUUCAGACGGCCCUCCCGGCGUGCACGGAGAAGUGGGAUUUUACCUGCGCAACUGCACCGAAAUUUGCACGACAAGGCGGCUGGAGUUUUUUGUUUUGGGUUUUCUUUGCUUUGUUCGGGGUCGGCUCCGUGUAGAGUUUUAUUGCAGAGCAGCAUCACUACCGCACGUCGUGCCGCACAGGGAGGAGAGGAGAGGGCAGAAGUUUCCGCUGGCUUGUUUUGUCACUGCGGGGCUGGUGAAUCCGCAGGAAUGUCGCAGAAGGAGAGACCCACGUUUUACCGACAGGAGCUCAACAAAACCGUGUGGGAAGUCCCGGAGCGCUACCAGAACUUAUCUCCUGUCGGUUCCGGUGCUUACGGAUCCGUGUGCUCGGCGUUUGAUGUGAAGACGAACCUGAAGGUAGCAGUGAAGAAGUUGUCCAGACCUUUCCAGUCCAUCAUCCAUGCAAAGAGGACCUACAGAGAGCUGCGACUGCUCAAACACAUGAAGCAUGAAAAUGUGAUCGGCCUUUUAGAUGUUUUCUCACCAGCGACAAGCUUAGAGGAAUUUAACGAUGUGUACUUGGUGACACACCUAAUGGGGGCAGACCUCAACAACAUCGUGAAGUGUCAGAAGCUCACGGAUGACCACGUCCAGUUCCUCAUAUACCAGAUCCUCAGAGGCUUAAAGUACAUCCACUCUGCAGAUAUCAUCCACAGAGAUUUGAAGCCCAGUAAUCUGGCUGUGAAUGAAGACUGUGAGCUUAAGAUCCUGGACUUUGGUUUGGCACGGCACACGGAUGAUGAAAUGACAGGAUACGUAGCCACACGGUGGUACCGCGCCCCGGAGAUCAUGCUCAACUGGAUGCACUACAACAUGACCGUGGAUAUCUGGUCGGUGGGCUGCAUCAUGGCUGAACUACUUACAGGACGGACGCUCUUCCCUGGCACAGACCAUAUUGAUCAGUUGAAGCUUAUAAUGAUGCUCGUCGGAACGCCAGGGCCUGAGCUCUUGAUGAAAAUCUCUUCAGAGUCUGCGAGGAACUAUAUCAACUCACUUCCCCAGAUGCCAAAGAGAAACUUUGCUGACGUGUUUAUUGGUGCCAACCCUCUUGCGGUGGAUUUGCUGGAGAAAAUGUUGGUGCUUGAUACAGACAAGCGGAUCACAGCAUCUGAGGCUCUGGCCCACACUUACUUUGCCCAGUAUCACGAUCCAGAUGACGAGCCUGAAGCAGAGCCUUACGACCAGAGCUUUGAAAGCCGUGAGCUGGAAAUUGAGGAAUGGAAAGCCUUAACCUACGACGAGGUCAUCAGCUUCGUGCCACCAUCUUUCGACGAAGACGACAUGGAAUCUUGAGGAGGAAGCGGCUCUCUUCCACGAUUUGUUUUCCAAGAAACACUCUCUAAAGACUAUCGGUCUCAUGUGACUAUCCGCCACUUUCCUCAUACACGCGCACAGCGAUGACAUUCAAGUGCCUGCCGUCAUUCAUAUGUGGGGGGGGACGUUGCGCUAUCAGGGAAACGAAAACAAAAAACUUGACAUCGUGUUCAUACCGUCCCCUGCUCUGCUGUUUUGUUUUUCUUAACAUGAAUCCCACCGUGCUGAGGUAGACUUUAACUCUCCUUAUGCAUUAGUAAUUUUUUUAUCUCAGACAUAUAUUCUUUAUAUUCUGUCCCUUAUUCUACAUACACAGCAAAAAAUAAAUAAAAAAGAAAACAUUACAUGUCAGUAUCUCCAGGCAAAUUGUAAUAACGGAACAUGUAUUAUGUAUUUUAUUAAAAAAAAUAUGGCUGAAAAUAAUGCUGUAGGACAACAAUUCUGGAAAGUUUUAAACCAUGCUGAGUGUGAAGUGUAUCUUUUAGCACAUUUUAAAUUCUGUUAUUUCUACGAGUACAUAAAACUAUGUAGAUACUACAGAAACAGUAUUUGUACAUAAAUCUUUCUGGGAAAAACGGCUACCACACGUGUAGUACUGAGGCUCGUCAGCCGCCCACAUUGACAGUUUGUUCUAGAAUGGCAUAUAAACCGAUACUGUGUGUAAUUUAUUUAGAAUAUGUAUAGGAUACGCCAAAAUAUGUAAAAUAUUCAGCCCAGUAUGGAAAAUUCAAGGCUUCAUAUUUCUUAAUGAUUGAGUUUUACACAUGGCAACCCCCCCUCCCAAGGAGAGCAUUUCCCACGUGUUCAUUUUCAUCUAUUACUUUAGUAAGCUUCUUCCGUCUUCUCGCACAUGUGUUGUUUCACAUGAAUGUUUCAGCGAACAGCCACCAAUCUUUGCAGUUUCACCACAGCAUGUUAAAGCCAGAGUUUUUGGCUUAAUGUUUUUCCAUCACAACGUCAGCCGACAAUGUAAUUUAAUCAUAUUGCAUUUAUGAAACAGUACUAUUAAUGUUUAUGGAAUGUUUGGAGCGCCAGUUUGCGCCGUAUAUUUAUGAUCUUUUCUUAUAUUGUUUGUAUAUUGAUGUAAAAGAGAAUAUUAUUUGUCAGAAUUUAAGGUUGUUUGUAUUAUUUAUGGAGAGCUUAUUGUAUUAGUAUCCAAAUGUGUCAUCGAUAAUUUCAUAGAUCACUUGAGCCACAGUGGCUACAGCUUUCAUAUCAAGAGCCGACAAUGUUAUCAAGAGAUCGUUUGGAAUCAGUUUGAUACAUUCUGCUCAGUUUGCUAAAUUACCGUUGCUGAGGUUGUGUUUACAGCGCGCCUUGAUUCACGGCCCAACAAAUUAUCACAAUUUUUUUUAAAAAAGAAACCCAAAACAUAUCCUUUAAUGGUGGCAUAUUUGUCACCAUUUAUUGACUAACAAACCACUAAACUAUUUCUUUAGUGUGAAGACUUUUAUGACAAAAUGCUUCCAAUGUGAAGCGUUUGAAAAGUCAGACACGCAAGCUGUAUCCACAGUUGCUCUGCCUUUGGCACCCAAACAAUAUCAGACAUCAGUCAUGUUUGAUUUCAGCCGCUUGUUUUAAAUGUAGUGAUUUUUCUAAUGUGUUAUUUUACUCUUUGUGUGCUAAAUCAAGAUUUCAUGUUAUUCUGUGAUUCUGUAAUGAUUGUUUUAUAAGCAGCACCAGAAGCCUGUUAGAGUAAUUUAGAGGAGGGGGGGGGAGGUGUCACAUGUAUGCAGGAAAGUGCAUAUGUUUACUCACUGGAUGCUGAAGGGCAAUGCCGAAGCCUCAUAUUUUAUCAUUUUUAAACAAUUGCAUUGAUUUAGAUAGGAUAUUUAUUUUGUCCAUAUCCCGAUGUCAGUAGUAAAUUUGGUUACACUUCGUCUGCCUGAAAUAUGUUUUUCUGGGUUGUUUUUUUUUUGUUUUUUUUUGACCACAUGUAUCAAGAUAGCAGGCCACGCCACCUGUAAAUACCACCAUUAGAAAAUAAAGCCUACUAUUUUUCAAAGCUGUAA
Messenger RNA from Pundamilia nyererei, 3466 nucleotides. It is a transcript of the gene mapk14b, whose product is annotated as mitogen-activated protein kinase 14b. Bases 348 to 1433 code for a protein of 361 amino acids. Gene Ontology annotation, molecular function: ATP binding; MAP kinase activity. The record is from RefSeq and is a predicted model, not a curated record. NCBI's taxonomy places the organism in Eukaryota, Metazoa, Chordata, Actinopteri, Cichliformes, Cichlidae. Gene Ontology annotation, biological process: protein phosphorylation. The transcript has 12 exons.